AUGACGGUGUCCGGUCCCACAGUCGAAGAAGUCAAGAUCGUUGACUUCAAGAUCAUCGACCUUCGAUUUCCCACAAGCUUAAAUGGGGUGGGCUCCGAUGCGAUGCACGUGGGCACCAAUGGCUCCCAACCAUAUGUUCAACUUAUAACAAAUCAGCCUGGACUUGUAGGAGAGGGAAUUGCCUUUAGUAACGGCCGCGGUAGUGAACUUAUCUGCAUGUGCCUAGAGACGUUCGCAAAACGGGUCGUCGGAAAGACGAUGCAUGAGCUUACUCGUAAUAUGGGCAAGACCUGGCGAUAUAUGGUUUCCGACUCUCAGUAUCGCUGGGUUGGUCCUGAGAAGAGCGUCACGCACCUCGCUAUGGCCGGCGUCAUGAAUGGCGUGUGGGAUCUUUGGGGUAAGAUCCUACGGAAGCCCGUUUGGCAGAUCGUCUGCGAUAUGACACCCGAAGAGGUUGUGCAAUGCAUCGACUUCCGAUACAUCACCGAUGUUAUCACCCCUGAAGAGGCCGUCCAGAUGCUAAAGAAAGCGCAAGACGGCAAGGAAGCGAGGCUAAAGGAGGCGUUUGAGAACGUGGCAGUGCCUGCAUACUCAACCUCUCCUGGUUGGAUGGCCCUUUCAGGAGAUAGGAUGAGGGAGGUGUUAGAUGAAGAAAUUAAAAUGGGAUACAAGGUGUUCAAGUUCAAGGUUGGAUCCGGAGUGGAGGCAGAUAGAGCCAAGUUGGCGGCCGUGCGAUCCGUGAUCGGAUAUGAUCAGGGCUUCCAGUUGAUGAUUGACGCUAACCAAGUUUGGAGUGUUCCUGAAGCUAUUGACUACAUGAAGCAGCUUGUCGAAUUCAAGCCUGUUUUCAUCGAAGAGCCGACUAACCCUGAUGAUGUCCUCGGUCAUGCCGCGAUCCGUAAGGCCCUUAAACCUUACGGUGUUGGCGUCGCCACUGGAGAAGCUGCCCAAAAUCGGGUCACUUUCAAACAGCUACUUCAAGCCGAAGCCAUUGAUGUAUGCCAAAUCGAUGCUGUCAGACUCGGCAGCGUUAACGAGUGUUUAGUAAGGACUGCCCUCACCUCCGCUUUCGACGUUCCUUGUGUUCCCCACAAUGGCGCCAUGGGGCUCACCGAGCUGACCUCGCACUUGAGCCUCAUUGACUACGUCACCGUUACCGGCCGCAAGUCUAUGCUUGAGUACGCUGAUAGCUUCCGUGAGAACCUUCGCCAUCCUAGCCGGAUCGUCAAUGCGCACUACGAGACGCCAUUAGCCCCCGGUUACUCCACGGGAUACACAGAUGAGGCAUUGGAGAAAGAUGCCCCAUGGACGAAUGUUAUGUAUAGCGAGGGUCUGAAGCUCAUCGAUAUCAGGCACUAG
Parascedosporium putredinis is the source of this 1359-nucleotide messenger RNA. The record is from the annotation of a GenBank genome assembly. NCBI's taxonomy places the organism in Eukaryota, Fungi, Ascomycota, Sordariomycetes, Microascales, Microascaceae.